AUGGCUAGCAAAACACUCCGAAACACACAGUCACUCGAUAACCUCGCUGAACCUGCCGCGUCAGUGCCAUCACCAACCCUCUCCCUACCACCGGCAUACCCACCUCUACCAAGAGCGCCAGGUUGGACUAGAUUUGCCAUUCCCACGAAGAGCGCAUCGCUCUCUUCCGGCUUCCCUUAUGACGACCAACUGCAAGAGUUGAAAAUAUCGCAUGACCAAUGGACUCAGUUCAGUGGUGAGAUCGUUGCAGCCUCAAAGCUCACAUUGAAGGAAGACAUCGCAGCCUGGACAACAGGAAUCACAACCGGAACAGUAAGCAGUGGGCUGCUGCUCGUGUUCGGUCCAGCCGUUGGAUACUGGCUGGGGAGGAAAGUCCACCGGGCCGCAAUAGAGAAGAAGGUUCAAAAGAACCUUACGGGCGAUGGGGAUCUACGGUCCAUUUUCCUGAAAUGGAACGAAACUGAGUUUAUCGCGAGGGGAUUUCAAGCUUGGCUCGACUUACCGAACAAAGAAUGGAGCCGGUUUCGACUUCAAAUUGUACCGUGUGAGCCAGCGACUCCUGCCGUGGAGGUAUUAGGCCCUCCUCUUGUUCGUCCAACAACAGGUGUUCAAGUGAAUGGGGUUCAGACGGCCAGGGGAAGAUCAGAAAUUUCUAGACGGUCACUGCCACCGUCGGCUGUGCAAUCGCCAAGUGUGGUGUCGCCAAUUGUCCAUUCGCCAAACGGGCAAUCACCCAACGGAGAAUCAUCGAAUGGGCAAUCCUCGACUGGUGAAUCCUCGACUGCGCACCAGUCGCGGUAUACAGACACAAAAAUCGGAGAAAUCAAGCACGAACUGCCCGCUGAGCGAGAUGUGGCAGAGUUGGAAUGA
Molecule: messenger RNA, 870 nt
Organism: Venustampulla echinocandica
Lineage: Eukaryota; Fungi; Ascomycota; Leotiomycetes; Helotiales; Pleuroascaceae
Exons: 2
Coding region: 1-870 (289 amino acids)
Source: RefSeq, a predicted model, not a curated record